CUGAGCCUCGUGGUGAUGAUCAUCAAUGCGAUCUCCCUCUUCGUGAUCUUGCAGAUGAGCCUUCUGAGCGCGCAGCUGAGCCUCAUCGUGUUGAUGAAGAACUGCAUUGUCGCGCUGAUGGGCGUGCUGCUUUUGCUGCUGGCUCCGAAUGUUAUCUUCAGGGCGUACUACCGCCUCAAGAAGUUGUACACGAGCCUCUUGCAUGUGCAGGUAGAUUGCGGCUACUUGGCUCGUCGGACCUGCCGCUGCCUCUCCCUGCUGCCGGUCUCGAUCUUACGCCUCGUGAAGCUGGCCAUGGAGCUUUUGACGAAGGC
This is a messenger RNA of Prorocentrum cordatum, 314 nucleotides long. The record is from the annotation of a GenBank genome assembly. Lineage: Eukaryota; Dinophyceae; Prorocentrales; Prorocentraceae.